Rhinolophus ferrumequinum (greater horseshoe bat) is the source of this 5265-nucleotide messenger RNA. RefSeq names its product solute carrier family 10 member 6 (gene SLC10A6). The transcript has 6 exons. The coding region runs from base 249 to 1382 and encodes 377 amino acids. NCBI's taxonomy places the organism in Eukaryota, Metazoa, Chordata, Mammalia, Chiroptera, Rhinolophidae. Gene Ontology annotation, molecular function: bile acid:sodium symporter activity. Gene Ontology annotation, cellular component: membrane. Gene Ontology annotation, biological process: bile acid and bile salt transport. The record is from RefSeq and is a predicted model, not a curated record.
AAGAAACAGAAGUGGGAAGCCUUGCUUACCACAGUUUAUUAUACGUUUCGUGCCCAUGUUAAUUGCUUUUAUAGUGCCAUUUGUAAAUAAAUUGAUCAGAUUAGGAUGAAUCACCUGGCUGGCCAAUAGCUAUUGGAAUGAUUCUCCACGUGUGACUUUGUUGCAUUAUUACAAAACGUGGCAGGAUAGACCUGCCCAGCCGUCGCGGCAGAUGUUCAUUUGUAAUGCUGCCUUAAGGAGCUGAGGAGAUGAGAGCAAACUGUUCCAGCAGCUCAGCCUGCCCUGCCAACAGCUCGGAGGAGGAGCUGCUGGUGGGGCUGCAGGUACCUGGGAACUUGGAACUUGUUUUCAUUGUGAUGUCAGCCGUGAUGAUGGGCCUGCUCAUGUUCUCGUUGGGGUGCUCUGUGGAGCUCCAGAAGCUGUGGUCGCACAUCAGGAGACCCUGGGGCAUUGCUGUGGGACUGCUCUGCCAGUUUGGGCUCAUGCCUCUUAUAGCCUAUUUCCUGGCCACCAGCUUCUCUCUGAAGCCUGUGCAAGCUAUUGCCGUGCUCAUCAUGGGGUGCUGUCCCGGGGGAACCAUCUCUAACAUCUUCACCUUCUGGGUGGAUGGAGAUAUGGAUCUCAGCAUCAGUAUGACAACUUGUUCCACAGUGGCUGCCCUGGGAAUGAUGCCACUAUGUCUUUAUCUCUACACCUUGUCCUGGAAUCUUGAGGAGACUCUCACCCUUCCCUAUCAGAACAUAGGAAUUUCCCUCGUGUGCCUGACCAUUCCUGUGGCCUUCGGAGUCUAUGUGAAUCAUAGAUUCCCAAAACAAUCCAAAAUAAUUCUCAAGAUUGGGGCCACUGUUGGUGGAGUCCUCCUUUUGGUGAUCGCAGUUGCUGUUGUGAUACUGGCGAAAGAGGCUUGGAAUCCAGACAUCACCCUACUGACCAUCAGUUUCAUCUUUCCUUUGAUUGGCCAUGUCAUGGGCUUUCUGCUGGCAUUUCUUACCCACCAAUCUUGGCCGAGGUGCAGGACGAUUUCCUUAGAGACUGGAGCUCAGAACAUUCAGAUGUGCUUCACUAUGCUCCAGUUAUCUUUCAGUGCCAAGCAGUUGGUCCAGAUGCUUAGCUUCCCAUUGUCCUAUGGACUCUUUCAGAUGGUGAAUGGAAUUCUCAUUAUUGCAGCAUAUAAAAUGUACAAGAGGAUACUGAAGAAUAAACACAGAAAAAGGAACCCAGGUUGUGCAGAAGGCUGCCAUGACAAGAAAUCUACUUCUCCCAAAGAGACCAGUGCUUUCUUAGAGAUGAAUGAAGAAGUUGCUGUACCUCGUGGGCCAUCAGAGCCAAUGGUUGGUCACUCGGCUCUCGAGCCCACCAGCCACAUCUCUUCAUGUGCCUAGGAGGGACUUGUUCGCCUGACUGGUUGCCGGCUUCUCGGCAGCCAGAAAAGACAGUGCAGAGCUGACAUGUGGAUCUCAUUGGCAGGGCCAUUGGGAAUAUUGGCAUAUUUAUAUUUUUGUGUGGAUAAUGAAUUGUCAUAGGAUCCCUUUCUGAGAAUGUAUUCUGCCUAUUUCAGGGAAUCCUUUUGCGCUUUCCUCAACAUAUUUACUAGCUGCUGUGUUUUUGUCUUCCCAUGCAGUGAAGAGUAACAUUCAUUGUUAUGUGAAGUCAUUCUCAUGUUGUGGAUUUUACUCUCAUAAGUGUUGGGACUCUGUGUAGAGAUGCCAUCUUAUACUGCAGAGCAAGGACAGAGUCUAGACCCACUUGACUUUGGCCAAAUCCUUUGAGCACUGGGGAGGAAGCAUGCAGUUCUUAUUAAAAAAUAGGGCCUUUUUUCAAAUCACUUUUUUAAGGGCUUAAAAAUCUCUCUGGAUUACAGGUAUAAUACAAAUUUAGAGGGAACUUAAUGAACACUUGAGGUUCAAAGGUCAAUGUCCUGUAUUUUCGCUCCCCAGUGAUAGGCACAUGUAUAUCCUUCUAGUUUUUGUUUACACAUUAUAGCAUUUAAAAAACAUUGAGAUCAUUGCAUAGGUACAGUUUCGUAAGUCACUUAAUGACACAUUAUGGAGCAAGCAUCUUUACAUGUUCGUCUCUGCUGAGCUACCUCAUUCUUUAGAACAGUGGCUUCAUAGAAGUAUCCCAUUGCACGGAAGGACUGUAAUUUAGCUAACCAUUCCUUAUUAAUGGACAUUUAGAUAGCUCUCCACUUAUUGAUACUACAAUUGUUCCGAAAAACCACUUGUGCCGUUCUGCAAGUAUUUCUAUAGGAUCACUUCCUACGACUUGAAUUGCUAGGCCAACUGCACAUUAAAAUGCUGGACAGAUUGUUCUCCGGCAAUGUGGUAUGGACAGCAGUGCCUGAAGGGGCCUGGUUUCCCCCAGUCACAACAUCUGAAGAGUGGUCGAUUCUGAUUUGUGAAAAUAUCUCAUUUAAAACUGCAUUCUAAAAUUAUGGGUGAAGUAUUUUUCAUCAUCACCUUGCCUAUUCAUGUCCUUUGCCUGCUUUUCUAUUAUAUUUUGUUCUUUUGACUGAUAAAUCUCUUUAAAGAAGAAAAGGAAAAGUUUAUUGUGUUGAGAAGACCUUAUUUUCAUUAAUGGCUGGUAAAUUUUAACAUUAUGGAUAGUGACCUCUUUGCCCUAUUGUCAACAUUUUCCUACUCUUUUUUCUUUUGUUUUUCUAUGGCUUCUGCUGUAUAGAAGUUUUAUAUUUCUUAUAUAUUCAGCUGUAUUAGUCUUUAAAAACUGUUUUUGACCUUGAUAUCUGUCAAAUGUUAGAAUAGUUAUGUUUUUAUGUGGUAUGUGAAUUGUGAAAGGAUUCCUUUUCGAGAAUGUAUUUGAGCCCUUUUCAGGGUGUUGUGUUUGGAGGUUUACACAACGUAUUUACUAGCUGCUGUGUGUACUGCCCGACAGUAGGUAAAACCCACCCUCCUUCUCUAUUCUUUUAUUAUUAAAAAUGGUUUCCAUAUAUUGUUCUCUUAUUUUUAUGGAUGAAAUAUGUACAUGUUUAUUCCAAUUUGAACUUAUUUUACUGUAUGGUAUGUUCAAAAUCUAAUUUUUUAUGGUCAAUUGUCUCAACAUCACAUAUUGAAUCAUUCAUCCUUUCUCUGAUUUGAAAUGCCAUCUUUAUCACAUAACUUCCUAUAUAAUGUGUUUUUGUUGGGACUCUGUUUGGUUUCAUUUUUUUUCUGUUUUUAUUCAUAAGUUGGAAAUGUGUGAGAAAAUUUAUUGUCUGAGAUUUAAUGCUUUAUAAUUUUAUUUUGUAAAUAUUCCCAAGAACGUGUGGUUAGUAUAAUGACAAUACUCAUUAUGGUAUUUUCACAACAAGAAUGCCUUUCAGGUAUCACAGAAAGAACCCCAUUAGGUGUCACAAGUAUAUUUACAAUAUAUGGAACAAAACUAUGUAGACUUCUGACAUGAUUGUUAAUUCUCAAGGGCUGCUUGACUGCUUGGGAAUUCCCAUGGAUCACCUAAUAAACAUGUAUGUAUUGAGAAGCUAGUCUGUGCUCUGUACAAGCACAUGGUACACACGGUAGUCAGGAGGCAGGAAGAGUUCCUGCCCUCGUGGUUUCUAGUCUGGUGGGUAAUAGAUCACUGCAAUGAACAGUCAGUCGAGUUGGGUGUUAACAUGCAUUCCCAGGUCUAAAAUGAGCAUUACCACGAGUUUUUAAGACUCUACAAAAAAUAAACUUCUAAAUUGUGUCUCUACAUUGGAACUUAAUAUAAAAUGGUAUAAUCCAACCCUCCGUUCUGAAAGAAUUAACUACAUAGUCAACAUGGUCAGCAUUUGCCACCGUCGGGACAGUGGGGGACAAGUCUACCAAAAGCUAUUGUUUAAUGCAGAAACAACACGAAUCAACGUAAGAGUUUGAAAGUAGUCAUAUCAGCAGACGGCCAUGGCCAGAGACGGUUUAUAAAUGUGUUACUAAGAACUGGAAACAGUCAAGUGGCCCAGGGUCCACACAUUAUCUUUAGGAUGAAGAAUGUAACUAAAAAAACAGUCAAUUGUGUUCUACCUGAUCUAAGCAAUCAUGAGUUCCUAGAAGUCAGGGUGUAUAUGAAGCUCAGAAGUGGGGCGAGAGAGAGAAUGUUAAGCAGAGUGAGCUCACUCUAUGUCUGGAAAAGAGCCAGCUGGACAGGUGGGGCAGCAUGCUACAGCGAAGAACACGGGCUUUGCCGGCUACUUGCUGUAUUCCACUAGAAGAGGUGGGAUGCCUCUGGAGUUGUGGGUCGAAGUCAGGCUGACCUAGAAUUGAAUCCCAGCUCUGUUAUUUGGGCAACCUGGGCAAGUGAUAAUCCCUCUGGACUUCAACUUCCUCUCUGAAAAAGAAAAACAACAACAACAACAACAAAAAAAACGGUAACAUUCAAUCCUAUAUACCCUGAAACGUAGGUAAUGUGAAAACACCUGUUACAAUGCAUGGGAAGCGAUCAGUAAGUAUUCUGUCCCCUUCCUUUCUCUUGUGCAGUCACAAUUAGUCCUAGUGGGGUAAGGGGGAGUUCUACCUAACCCAGUUUAAGGAAUCACCUUGGCCUCUAAGCCACCUUCUGACCAGCCUUUGUAUGUGUGUACUUUACCAACCUGAUGUCCAGGCUCACUCAUCCUGCUAGAGAGAGCUAAGCUGAAAAACUGGCAACGUGGUGUAUCAGCAAAUAUACUAAAGUUGCUUAGCAUGACCUUUAGAAUAUGCCUAAUUUUGGGUGGAUACAAAAUUAGUCUCUAAAUUUGCAAAGUUGAAGACUACUUUCAGAUACUUCCUAUUUGUGAAUCUCAUUUCAACAAUUACAAAUUCAGAUAGUUUUGGGGUCAGGAAGAUAUUACAGACUGACAGUGUUAGCUACUAAGGAAUGGUGGAAACCUGCAGAACUGGAAAGGCACACGGCUUGCUGCAACAGUAUCUGUUGUUAUCUUCGUCCUUAGUACAGAACCAAGAUUUUGUGCAGGACAACAAUAUGCCUAGCUAAAAAUAAUUUUCUUGAAGCUAGAGAUACCGUGUGACAUAGUUCUUGCUAAUAAAAUAGAAAUAGAAGACUGCUUGUGAUUUCUGGAAAAUUUUGCUUUUUUGCCCUAGGCACUGACUAACCCUUAUGCCUGUCAAUAUCUCCUAUUUCCUUUAUGGAAUGUGGAUGUACUAGCUGGAGCUGCAGCAGCCAUUUCUAGACCAUGAAGUAAUAAAGGCCAGGAUAAUUAUAUAUCUGUUGAUAUUCUUGAACGGUGGAAUCAAUCCCAGCAACUGCCUAUUUCCAAACUUGUUUUCUUAAGGAAAGAAAUCUCUAAUUUGUGUA